Molecule: messenger RNA, 1068 nt
Organism: Trichomonas vaginalis G3
Lineage: Eukaryota; Parabasalia; Trichomonadida; Trichomonadidae
Product: NADP biosynthetic process
Exons: 1
Coding region: 1-1068 (355 amino acids)
Biological process (GO): NAD+ metabolic process; NADP+ biosynthetic process
Molecular function (GO): NAD+ kinase activity
Source: RefSeq, a predicted model, not a curated record
AUGAAAAGUUUCAACCAUCCAAAAUCUAUAGAUAAAAGCCUUUCAAAAUCAUUUUCAAUACAUAGCGUUAGUGAUGUGGAGCUUUCUGACUAUAAACCUCCACAAACAUUUACGAUUAACAAGCCAAAAUCAUUCCGCCACACAGAUGGGUCGAUGCAUCUUGAAUGGAAGCACCGCCCAUCCAAAGCGCUUGUUGUAGAAAAGAUCAAUUCUCCAGAAUCAAGACAAUUUCUUAUCGAAGUUGUUCAAUAUCUUCACUUUGAAAAAGCAAUUGUUCCUUAUAUUGAACCUUACGUUGCAAAAGAGCUUACAGGCUUUAAAUUUACCGAAACAUUUGAAGAUGUGGAAGCUACGCCUAUUGAUUUUGUGCUAGUUUUUGGUGGCGAUGGCACUUUAUUACAUGUUGCUUCACUUUUCCCAGAAUAUGCUCCACCAAUUGUUCCAUUUGCAUUAGAUCAGCAAGGAUUUCUUACACCCUUCCUUGCAAACGAUUACAAGAACUGUUUAGAACUUUUAUUAAGAGGUUCAUUUUAUGUUACUCUUCGAACUCGACUUUACUGCGAUGUUAUUCGCAAUAAUCAAAUUGAAGAAGUUUAUCAAGCACUUAAUGACAUUGUUAUCGCGCCAAGUGAAACAGGAAAAGUUUGUGCCUUAAAUUGCUUCAUUGAUGACGAGCUUUUCUCAACAUUGUACGGCGAUGGAUUAAUUAUCUCAACAUCUACUGGUUCUACUGCCUACAACUUAAGUGCUGGCGGUGCUGUUGUAAAUCCUUCAAUUGCAGCAAUUUUAUGGACUCCAAUUUGCUCCCAUGCUCUAAGUGCACAUCCUAUUAUACUACCAGAUUGCGUUUACGUUUCAAUUUGUAUAGAUCCGAACUCCAGAACAGAAUUACCUUAUGGAGUUGCAAUAGACACUAAAAGAGCUCAAAUAAAGAAAGGAGAUUUUAUUGGUAUCCACCAAAGUCCAUUUCCAAUACCUACUGUCUGUGCAUCUGAACCAAUGAAUUAUUGGCUCAAAUCACUAACAAGUAUUCUUGAAUAUAAUGAACCAAUGGAUGUUGAGGAGUAG